UCUCUCUCUCACACACACACACACACACACACACACAAACAAUUGGAAAAGGUCUCUCUUUCUGAGUCCCUCCAUGGCUUUUGCUCACUACUCACUAGCUAUCCCCUUUGAAACCUCAAACCCUCACAAAACUUCAAUUCUUACUUUUUCUUCCACUUCCUCCUCUUCUGCUUCUCUACUUCCCAUACCUUUCUCUUCUCUCAAAUCCGCAGCUCGCAAGCUCUCUCUCUUUCCCCAUCUCCGAAGCAUUGGCCACAAAGCUAAGGCUAAGCCACAAGAAUCAGAAGUCAGUUUAGCUGCAGAUGCCUUUACUCAUUUCAAGCAUCUGCUUCUACCAAUCACAGACCGGAAUCCUUACCUCUCUGAGGGAACGAGACAGGCUGCAACUACUACUACUGCUUUGGCGAAGAAGUAUGGGGCAGACAUUACGGUCGUGGUUAUUGAUGAAAAGCUGAAAGAAUCAUUGCCAGAGCAUGACACCCAACUCUCCAGCGUACGCUGGCAUCUGUCUGAAGGUGGGUUCCAGGAAUUCAAGUUGCUAGAGCGACUCGGGGAAGGGAAGAAGCCAACAGCCAUCAUUGGUGAGGUUGCUGAUGAUCUGAAUUUGGAUUUGGUAGUUAUGAGCAUGGAAGCCAUCCAUUCCAAGCAUGUUGAUGCUAACCUUUUGGCCGAAUUCAUCCCUUGCCCUGUCUUGCUUUUGCCGCUGUAGAGAGUAUUGUUCUAUCAAAAGCCAUGCAGUGACUCAACCUAAUGCUUACAUGCAAGUUUUUGUUUUCUUGCCAUGCUUAGUUGUGGGUGGCAUAUAUAACUAUAUCAAGAAUUUGAGAUAAUUGCAAAGCAAGGUUAUGUUGAUGACUCAAUGUAGAAAUGAUCGAGAUCAUCCAA
Molecule: messenger RNA, 885 nt
Organism: Camellia sinensis
Lineage: Eukaryota; Viridiplantae; Streptophyta; Magnoliopsida; Ericales; Theaceae
Source: RefSeq, a predicted model, not a curated record